UGUUGCUCAAGCCGGACAUUAUUCGCACUCCGAACAUUUGUCGGGAAGGAUGUUUUUCGUCAAAUACCGUAGUGCUACCGACAAGCUACAAACGCUAGCAUAGCAUUGUCAGGUCGUCGCAAACGAGAAGUUGCGUGAAGCUUAAAAGAAAGUCAGACACAUGUUGCGUUCGAUUAGUCAACGCAGCGUUUGACCGCCAGCUCUUCUUAAAGAUGGACGAGCAGCAUAACAAUACAAGCUGCCUUUUGUUUGCCGUGAAGAGAUGGGUGAACAAACAUGCAUUAGUAUUAGUCUGCUGCACGGCGAGCAAAUGUGAUGGCUUUAUUUUUAAUCAGAGUAGACUAUUAGCAAGGACAUAAUUGCCAAAGUCCAUUAUUCUUUCUCCCCCACCCCUCCUUUUCUGUGGGGUCUAUUAGCUGCUUGCUAAAUGGCAGGCAGUCUGCUCAGUGCUUUAUCCAAAGUGCACUGUAGUAUUGUUUGCCUCAGAAAAUGUUCUCGCCUUUUAUUGUCAGUGCAGGCAAACCCCCUGUGAGAGCUGCAAGAAGAGGAGAAACAAGAAAGUUGAGGCACACACACACUGUUGUGAUCGCAUACCAUGACAGAUAUGUGUGUGUGUUUGGGGGGGGGCUCAGUGAAAUAAUGCAUUGCUUCUUUAUUUUGUAACGUGUACAGUUAGAAAGUACAUGCAGAACGAUUCAUCCUCGCAUAGAUGCACCUGCAAAAAAGUUGAUUUCAUCAAACUAGCAGAAAACUAAAAUAUAAAUAGCAUUUAUUGCAUUAAAAAAUAGAGUGCCAUAAUCCAGGUGAGUUAUGAAGGAAGUAAUAAGUGAAUUGUGGAUUUUAGAAACUUUAUAAAUAAAGCACGGAAAGGUCUCCUUGGUUAAAGCUCCUUCAAUCAAUAUGACCUUUAUUUGUCAUUACCCCCAUCCUUCAAAAAAAAAAAAAAAAACCUCACAUAUAACGUAGUCAAUCAUCUCCGCUUCCCCCCUCAAAGUAAAAAUAAAAAAGGAACUGCUGUCUGGUUAUUGCCAGUAUCCAUCUCAGUCGUCAGAAAAGCUGCACGUUUUUGCUGUUGUUAAGGGCUGGAAACCCCGGAAUCCCAUCGGAGUUGCACCCUAAGGAACAAAUUUAAUGCUAGAAAAACAUCCCGGCCAUCAACCAAAAAUGACGGAUUGAAAAUAAUGUCGAGCUAUCUUGGGAAUCCCCCACCAGACAAGGGAACAGACUGCAUUGUUUUUCUCAUUUAUGUGAUAUAUAGAAGAGAAAGAGGGGGGAAAAAUGGGCGAUUUAUUGGUUAGAUAGGCGUAUUCUUUCCCAUGCACCCAAGAAAUAUUGGAUUGUAAUGUCGGGAUCAAGCCACAUCAUGACACUGUUUGGAGGCAAGGUGUUCAAACAUCAGGGCAAAGGAGAUGAGGGAGCAGAAGGAGAGCCGCUGCACUCCGAAGACCGUCUCCUUGCUGAGUCCCCUGGGGAAGAUCCAAGUCAGCGGAUGUGAGAAUGGUGUGCACACCAUCCAGAUCCUAAUGGAUGUCGCACCUGCUGAAAGGAGCGGCGAGCCCCCCCAGAGCUGCUGUAUGGUCAACGGCGGCCCGGCGGAAACCGGCCCCGAGUUGUGGCGCUGCGUGGAAUGGCUCCGGGCGUACUUCGACGAGCCGCGGAGCGCCGGGAGUCUCCCGCCGCCGCCCGCCUUUCACCACCCCGCCCUGAGAGCAGGGGACCAAAUGGUGACCUUAAAAGCAGAUACGUUCACCAGUCGCGUGCUGCACGUCCUGCUGAGAGACGUGAAGAUCGGGGAAACGGUCUCCUACAAGCGCCUGGCGGAGAUGGCGGGAAACCCUGGAGCGGCGCGGGCAGUGGGAGGGGCCAUGAGGAGGAACCCCAUUCCGCUCAUCAUCCCCUGCCACCGAGUCAUUUCUAGCAGCGGCCAGAGCGGCCCGUACAUGGGCGGCAGGGGCGACCACCUCAAACAAUGGCUCCUCGCCCACGAGAGGCGGCGCGAGGACGGCUGACACGGCGGACGCCAACUCUCCUGCACUCACGCUGCAAGCAUCAAGUAUUCAAGAAAACACACACACACACACACACACACACAGUUAUGUGUAAAUAUUCAAUUUAAUUCAUAUUUUAAAGCUAAGAAUAGAGAUGCUGCAUAGUUAAUGUACUAGUGAGUUGUUGCCGAAUUAGAAUGUACAAAAAUAACUUAAACAGAAGAGUCGGAAUUACAAACAUAUGCUCCCGUGGGCCCGCGCUGCGUUUGCCAGAUAGUGCUGGAAUGCUUUUUCUAAAGCGUUAUUAUUCCCUUAAAAAUAUGUCUCUCGCAUUGUUGUUGUUGUUGUUUUUUUUCCUGAGCAGAAUUAGUCUUUGUACCUCUCGUUGGCUUUUUAAUUUCCUGCCAAGCGAGUGCUUUGUUCGACAUCCAGUGAUAAAGGCUCAGAAAUUUGCGGCUCCAAAGCUUUGUAGUGGAGUAUUUGUUUAGUCUCCAUUUAGAUCUCAUUGUUUGCCCGCGUCUCACACCUCAAGUGUCUUAUGCAUUAUAUACAGCGCUUUAGCUAAAUGCACGUGUCAAAUUAGAGCCCUUUUCAUCAUGUUUAAUUGCAUGGAUUUACAAUAAAUGGAAAAAAAGUGUUGAGCUGA
Dunckerocampus dactyliophorus (ringed pipefish) is the source of this 2634-nucleotide messenger RNA. RefSeq names its product O-6-methylguanine-DNA methyltransferase (gene mgmt). Gene Ontology annotation, cellular component: nucleus. The transcript is spliced from 6 exons. NCBI's taxonomy places the organism in Eukaryota, Metazoa, Chordata, Actinopteri, Syngnathiformes, Syngnathidae. Gene Ontology annotation, biological process: DNA repair. The record is from RefSeq and is a predicted model, not a curated record. The coding region runs from base 1410 to 2009 and encodes 199 amino acids. Gene Ontology annotation, molecular function: methylated-DNA-[protein]-cysteine S-methyltransferase activity.